AUCACGAGUUUUUUGAACAUGCCUUCCUGUGAAUGUUAUUUUUAAUCAGAUAUGCUCUACAAUGAAUUAUCAGUUGCUACUUCCUUCCUGCGGAAAGCAUUGUUUACAUAAAAACUCCUAUAAAAAGGGUUUUGAAAAUGAAGAUCCUGGGUAUAGAAUUUGCUCCUCUUAUGAUCCCAAUCGAAAGACGUCUGCAAACUGCAUCUGUUUUUUAUUAUUGUACUAAUUUUUUGUUUUUUGGUUUUGCUAUGCUAUUUCUAAAUUUUUAUCUUUUAUUUACAAGUUAUUUUUUCAUUCCACUUUCUUAUCUCAUAUGGUAUAUUUAUGAUCGAAAGAGAAGUUCUCAGGGUGGUCGACGCUCAGAUUGGUUCAGACGUCUACCAAUGUGGAAAUAUUUUGCAGAUUAUUUUCCCAUCAAAAUGGUAAAAACAGCCGAUUUAGAUCCAAAUAAGAAUUACAUUUUUGGAUAUCACCCACAUGGUAUAUUUUGUUAUGGAGCAUUUGCUUGUUUUGGUACUGAAGCAACAAAUUUCAGUGAGCAAUACCCUGGAAUUACUGCACGAAUUUUGACAUUGGAAGGACAAUUUAUGUUCCCGUUUCACAGAGAACAUAUCAUGUGUUCAGGGGUGUGUGCUGCUUCAAAAGAAAGCAUUGAGUGGAAUUUAACAAGAGAAGGAAAAGGAAAUGCUCUAGUUCUUGUUGUUGGUGGAGCCGCUGAAGCGUUAGAUGCUCAUCCAGGAUCAGUAACAUUGGUUCUGAAAAGGAGAAAAGGAUUUGUGAAACUUGCACUCAAGCAUGGAGCUUCACUUGUUCCAGUUUUUGCAUUUGGGGAAAAUGAUAUAUUUGAGCAAGUUAAAAAUCCACAUGGCUCUUUUCUACGUAACAUUCAAGAAAAGUUGAAGGUGUUUCUUGGUUUUUCUACUCCUCUUAUUCGUGGACGUGGAAUUUUCCAAUACAGUUUUGGAGUUUUACCGUACAGGAAACCUAUUCAUGUUAUAAUUGGACAACCUAUUGAUGUUGAGAAAAUUUCAGAGCCGACGCAGGAAGACGUAGAUAAACUCCAUCAGCUUUACGUUGACAAAUUGACCGAUUUGUUUAAUGAACAUAAAGUCAAGUAUGGCCCUGACCUGAACUUUAUAAUAAGUUGAGUUAUUCUUGUUUAACUUUAAUAAGGUUUUCAAUUAUUCUUUAAAAUUGUGAUCAUUAUUAAAUAAUUUCAGUGAUAUAUUACUUAAUUUGUAUUCUAAUGUACUUGAUGUGUGAUAAAAUGUGCCAAAGAUCAAAUUCAUUGGAUUUUGAAUAUAUUUAAGCUCAAUUUUGAAUUGUAAUUGCAAAAAGUUUUUUUCCUUACAAGGUACCAUAUUUUUACUUGAUAUUGUAUUAUUUUUUAAUUCUUUGUUAUUUUUGUGUUCCAUUUUUCUUACUUUGCAUGAUGUCCAACAGUGAACUUAGGGUGCAGAAAUUCAUCAAAACUAAUUCUCAUGCUUUCAAAAUCUAUAUACAAAAGAUAUCAGAUUGAUGUUGAAAAAAAAAAUCUGUUUCCAUUUGAAGUUCGUCUUGCAUUUAUAAUUUUAUAUUAAUAAAAGAAGAAAAUUUCUUAGGAAGUAUAUUAUAAGUUAAAAUAUACAAUGAAAUCUUGUUGCAAAUUUUUGACUCUUUAUGAAAAAUUACCUCAAUUUAAUGUCUAUUAAAAUAAAACUGAAAAUAUAUACUCUUUAAACAAACAUAUUUACUAUUGAUAAUAGGGUAGUUGCCUUUUGACCUCAACAUUUCUCUCUCCAAAAUCAGAUUCUGCUUAUUAGUCCAUGUCAUAGUACUUUACUUGGAGAACUUUUAUCUUAAUUUGGUCUUCAUGUGGUUGCUAUGGGAAUUUUUUUAAAUUCCUUUUAAAACCUGAAGUUUUAAUAAUGCAGCAUUGUUGUCAGCAUUUACAGUUCUUUGUUAACUGUCAACCGUACUUUGUAUGUUAUGCCGUUUGUUACAAAUUUGAUGUUCUUUAGAAAAAUAUAAUUUGAGGGAAAAAAGAAACUGAAUCGAACACUAGAAUUUUAGCACCACCAGAGUUGUUAAAAAAAUAUAAUGCCAAAGAUUAUAAUAGAUAAAUUCAAAAGCAGAUGAACUAAUAGGUAAAUAAACUAAAUUGAAGUUAAAGGGAUACCAACUAGCUAGACAGUUUAAAAUUUUACAUCUAGUGAAAUAUUUUUCAAUAUAAAAUCAAAACAUAUGUUCCCAGCUAUUUUACAUGCUUUCAAAAUACCUUGGUACAUAAAGGGAAAAAAAGGCAAAAAGUUAGUUCUUGAGAACUGCAGUUGAAAUAUCUAGUCAAUUCAUUAAAGUUUUGAUCCUGUCACAUUUUAAUAAAAUAUUAGAGCUUAUUAUUAAUAUUCUUCUUUACUAUCUUCCUAAAAGUUGGAAGUAUUCUUUUUAUCAUCAUAUUCUCAUAUUCUGUCUGCAGGAUGUUAGUGUAAAGUUUUUUUUUUUUUACUUUCGGUCUUAUUUUGCAAUUAAGUUUGUGGCAAACAAUUUACAAAUUGAAAAAUGAUUGGAAUGUUUCUGUUGCUAUUAAAAAAGAUUUUAAUUUAUUUUGUUUUAUCAGAGUUCAUAGAAUUCAACCAGUUUUUCUCAAUUAUCUACUCAUAUAUUGUGCAAUAAGAAGGUGUGGUCAUAGCAGAUUUAUUAUUAGUUAAAAAAUUUGUUUAAAAAGGCAGCGAAAAAAAUUUAGUCACUACUAGUUGUGCAAUUUAUAUGGUAUAGUUUGAAAUGCAUUUCCAUUGUUCCUAUUGCAUUAAAUAUUUAUGUGCAUACAUUAAACUUUCAAAGAUUUAUAUAAAACUGUUUGUUAUAAUGCUCAUAAAUUUAAAGGGGGGUGACGGGAUUGUUUAUUGGAGAUCAUUUGGAAGUAACAUAUUCUAACAUGUAGUAUUCUUCAUGACAAAACU
Uloborus diversus is the source of this 2939-nucleotide messenger RNA. Its product is annotated as 2-acylglycerol O-acyltransferase 1-like. Gene Ontology annotation, molecular function: diacylglycerol O-acyltransferase activity. The transcript has 5 exons. The record is from RefSeq and is a predicted model, not a curated record. Gene Ontology annotation, cellular component: endoplasmic reticulum membrane. Bases 138 to 1148 code for a protein of 336 amino acids. NCBI's taxonomy places the organism in Eukaryota, Metazoa, Arthropoda, Arachnida, Araneae, Uloboridae. Gene Ontology annotation, biological process: triglyceride biosynthetic process.